Molecule: messenger RNA, 696 nt
Organism: Otolemur garnettii (small-eared galago)
Lineage: Eukaryota; Metazoa; Chordata; Mammalia; Primates; Galagidae
Gene: TMEM225
Product: transmembrane protein 225
Exons: 4
Coding region: 1-696 (231 amino acids)
Biological process (GO): negative regulation of phosphatase activity
Source: RefSeq, a predicted model, not a curated record
AUGGUGCAUAUAUCAAACCGGAAUAUCCAGGCCCUGAAAAUAUUCUUCUCCUCCUGGAUCAUAGUCUUGUUGAUAGUAGGAAUCAUCAUAGAUGAAUGGGUUGAAUUGAUUCUAGAAGGAAAAGGUACCAAGGUAAAACACAGUCCAUGGAUGGUGUGUUGCAGCAAGGAUUGGCCAGAAGAUGAACUGAAACUGGUCAGGGUCAUGUUGAUUUUGAUCCUCAACCUCUCCUUCUUCCUUAACUUGAUUAUGGGUUUGGAAUCCACCUAUAUAAUUCCUGAAAGUACGUAUUUCCACCUCAUCAAUGCCAGCCUCAGUUUCCUCUCAGGUAUCCUUCUGCUCUGCGCACUCCUACUGUACCACCUGAAACUGAGGGAAGGUAAAUCCGUGUACUUCACUAAUUACAAAAUCAACUGGAUGGGUUUCGCCGGCUACAUAAACGUUUUAUUCUUUUUCAUCUGUGCAACCCUGUCUCUCCUACAGUGCAAGAAGCCCAGUACUACCUGUGCCUGCCUGAACAGGGCAGAAAAAUCUGCCACGAAAUGCAAUGAAGUAGGGAGUUCAAUCCAAGUGAUUUCACUGCCGGCGCGCUCUGCAAUGCCUCGGAGCAUUGUCCGCACACACUCGGACACCGGGAAGGAAGAGAAUCCCAACAGACAGCAGAUCCACGCUCGGCGUGUCACCUGGGCGCUGUGA